Messenger RNA from Rhodamnia argentea, 1195 nucleotides. RefSeq names its product C-factor. The record is from RefSeq and is a predicted model, not a curated record. NCBI's taxonomy places the organism in Eukaryota, Viridiplantae, Streptophyta, Magnoliopsida, Myrtales, Myrtaceae. Bases 126 to 1025 code for a protein of 299 amino acids. The transcript has 7 exons.
GAGCCAUUUCUUUCUUCCACUCGAACUUCGUUUUGCUCACGACCCCCAUAACUUUCCUCCACAUAGCCAAUCCUGCUAUGAGCCUGCCUCUGGGAGAGCGAGAACGAGAGAGGAGUCCGUAGAGAAUGAAACUGCUUGCAUUCGCCAAGCGCGCAUCCAUGACAUUUUCCUGUUGUCUUCGCCCAGUGCUUUCAACGACGAUUCGCUCCUCCUCUUCUUCUUCUUCUUCCUCUGAUUCUGUGAAAUGGGAAGGCGGGGUUUCCAUGGUGCAGGGCGCUUCCAGGGGGAUCGGGCUUGAAUUCGUCAAGCAGCUGCUUCAAAAUAGUGAAAAAGGGCAUGUCAUUGCUACAUGCCGCAAACCUAACGAGGCAUUAGGGCUUCUUUCGCUCAAAAAUAUGUUUGCUGAACGCCUUAGCAUUCUGCCACUCGACGCAACCAAUGAAAGUACCAUAGAGGCAUCUGCAAAGUCCAUAAGAGAUAGAUAUGGCUUCUUGAAUCUUCUGGUUAAUGCAUCCGGAAUUCUUUCAAUACCUGAUGUGCUCCAACCAGAAACGACACUCCUCAAAGUAGAGAAGUCAUCAUUGCUGCUCACGUAUGAGGUUAAUGCUGUGGGCCCUAUCCUUGUCAUCAAGCAGCACAUGUGGCCCCUUCUAAAGGCUGGUGGAGGCACUGGUACUGAUAGAGAUGUUGCUGUUGUGGCCAAUAUCAGUGCCCGGGUGGGUUCAAUUGGGGACAAUCGCCUUGGUGGGUGGCACUCUUAUCGAUCCUCCAAAGCUGCAUUGAAUCAGUUGACAAAAACGGUAUCAGUGGAGUUUGCACGUAGGAAGGAUCCAGUUAUCUGCAUUUUGCUGCACCCAGGCACAGUGGACACAGAUCUCUCGAAGCCGUUUCAGAGAAAUGUUCCUGAAGGCAAGCUUUUCACCAAGGAGUAUUCGGUGCAGAAGCUCUUGGGAAUUAUUGACCAUGCAAAGAUUCAAGACAAUGGCAAGUUUUUCGCCUGGGAUGGUCAAGAAAUCCCAUGGUAGUCUAUACAAUUACAUUGCUCAAUUGUUUAUUUAUCUUGAGAGAGAGAGAGAGAGAGAGUCUCCUGUCCAACGACAUUUUCUCCUGCUGUUCUUUACUGUUUUGAUAGUUUUGUCAUUUCUUUGUUCUUUUACUAUAGAAGUUCCUUAUUUUGCAUUGUGAACCUUCCUGA